Molecule: messenger RNA, 8997 nt
Organism: Saccostrea cuccullata (small rock oyster)
Lineage: Eukaryota; Metazoa; Mollusca; Bivalvia; Ostreida; Ostreidae
Exons: 26
Coding region: 163-7941 (2592 amino acids)
Biological process (GO): detection of mechanical stimulus
Cellular component (GO): membrane
Molecular function (GO): protein binding; calcium channel activity; calcium ion binding
Source: RefSeq, a predicted model, not a curated record
UCGAACGCGUAAGGCAUACCCGUAACAAUCAUAUCGCAAGCGGCAACGACCACAUCGUUCGGUAGGCAUGGAUAAUGUGUAGACCGGAUUUCAUAUUUCUUUGUAAGAUGUUACAGGAUAUUUGAAAAAUCUGGAUAAUCCAUUCAUCUUGACACGAAAAAAAUGAAGAGCUUUUUCACAUCGGUGUUUAUACUAGCUAUAAUAGUUGUUGGUGCCAGGUGUGCAACACCCACCGUCAUGUCUGUGCAAGCCAAUGCCACUGGCGAAAACAACGGGGGGAAAUUUUGUCCGCAGUUGGACGAUGGUGUCAAUAUUACCUGUCUAAUUGACCAUGGUGUUGGAACUGGUCAAAUGUGGAUGGAACCAGAUGGAACCAACCCUGCUUGUGUCAGCUACGCAUAUGCUCAAUCCGGGUAUCAAACAAUUCAUUUAUAUUGUUCCGUUGACAAUACGUUCUUUUAUGAAAACAAAACUUUGUAUGUCGGAGAAGAAAUAGAUGGGGUGACAGUUGGAGACGAAAAUGGUGGCUCCCUCAUACCAAUGCCAAUGUCUGCCACACUUUACGUAACAUACGUUAACGGAAGUGAUGUCAACGUAGAAAUCUUCAGCAACACAACCAAUACUGUAUUCUUAAGCACCAACGUCACCAACAGUAGCUCAACACACAAUAUCACCGCUGCAGACGUUAACAAUCAACUUGGUAUGCAUUCUGUGCGUAUAACUCUCUCUAAUCCCAUUUCAUCUGUGGUACGUUGGGUGGUUAUUGCUCACGAGGAAGAAAUCACUGGAUUCAACUUUAGUGGGCUCAUUCAACCAAUCAUGCACGUUGGUGAUGAAGUGGAAUUCAAUUUUACACUCUCCACGGGAAGUAGCGUGUCAGUUGCAACAGAAGUAAGCAAUUCAUUAAUUGUGCAAAAAUGUGAAGGUGUCCUCCGAACAUAUUCUUACGUGUAUGUUUUGAAUGAAACAGGUUCAUAUACAGUUGUACUGACCCUUUCGAACUUUGUAUCCACAUUUAAUUGGACGUACGAUAUAACAGUGCAAUAUCCCGUUCAUAAUAUAACAAUUGACCAAGUUAAAAAUAAAAUGAAAGGUUCGACAGACACCUGGGUUGUUACACUUCCAGCCGGAACAUUGUUUCCAAUGGGAAAUCUGUUUGCAGUUAUUGAAGAAGACGGGGUCCAGAAGGAUAACGUCAGCUUGACUUUGUCACCGGGCUCUUCUCAGAACAUUCCAAGAACUUAUCCAAACGCGGGUUAUUUCAAUAUUACUGUCACAAUUCAUUCCGAAAUCAGCGAAAUGAUAUUCUCGUGGAUACAAGUGGUUGAAAACGAACUCUCUUUAGAAUUGUUACAUUUAGACAGAGUUCCAACUUCAGAAUCCCAACAAGAGCUCGUUUUACGCAUAAAUGAUUCAAACAAUUCACCAUUGUACAAGCUUAACUGUACCCUAGAUGUAGAUGGCGAAGUUUCUGUUCUUGACAUCCCAGAAUUUAAUUUUGGUUCAAAUGAGACAUUUAAUUACCGAUACGUUGGCAUUGGAAACAAAACGGUAACCGCGAACUGUUCCAACACAUUACGAAACUGGGUAUACACAAAAAUUGUUGAGGUUUACACCGACUGCUUUGCUUCUGCAGAUUUUUUCAGUACUUCUCUGAAGAGCGUAUCCACUCCUAUGAAGGUGUCCAUUACACAAAUUGUUCAGAUCACAGCAAAGGUAGAAGUGUCCGAUUUAUGCAAGAACAGUUCCCGCACAUAUUGGUGGGAUUUCUAUGACGUUCCUCAUAACGAUCCCUCGAACCCGGAAUUGCGCGAGUAUUACAACAAUACUGCAAAUCAACCUAAUGGAGUGACUAUUACUUUUGCAAAAGAAGCCAUUGAAGCAGGCUUGAAGAAGCUAGUGCUGAGAGUCAAUUUGACCGACCAAGAAGGGGGUGUCCUUGAAGACUUCAUAUACGUGAAUUUCAUCACUCCCCCUGUCGUGGCACAAAUCGUUGGUGGUUCCGAAAUCACACAUGGGCAGGAAGAUAUUCUGACAGUGGAUGCCACGACAUCCAGGGAUCCAGUGCAACUAUAUGUUGACCAGCCAUUCAAUUUCACUUGGCAAUGUUUCAACAUCUCUUUUUCAGAGUUGUCUGAUUUGACCAAUUUUAUGGGUAAAUUUAAAACACCCAACGAGACAAACCCAGUGUGGCCAGCUUGUCUGACAACAGCCUCACUCACGGAAGGUAAAAUCACGAUACCUUCGACAGAACUUGAGGCUGGCUAUUAUUAUCUUUUUAUUGUGACAGUGGAGAAAUUAAAUGUAACUUCAGCAGGUUUGCCAGUACGGAGAAAUGAUUCAGUUUUUCAGGCAGUAGAAAUCGUUCCAUACGACCCACCAAAAGCUGAGUUGAUAUGUUUGCGAAACUGUAUGCAGAAAAUCAACAGAAAUACUGUAUCUAGUUUUGAAGUGAAAUGCUCGAAUUGCGAUUCGAACACGCUCUAUGAAUGGGAUUUUGAAGAAUAUAGUAACACUGGCAAUUUUUCAUCUCUAUUAAACGGUGCAGAAGGGCGAGAAAAGUAUAUAGAAACACAAACGCCUGGAAUGAGUUAUUUGGCAAUAAAGAAAGACGUUGUACCAGAUGGGCAGCAGCUUAGAAUAAAAUGUAACGUAACUUUGAAUGGGAAAACUGCAAUCGUUUCAAAAAUAUUUUCUGUGAAUUUUUCGCCGAGAGGAGGAACUUGUGAAAUCAUUCCUGAAAUAGGUGAAGCAAGCAUUACUUACUUUGAAAUCAAGUGUAAAGACUGGAAAGACGAGGAGGAUAGAAAUAUAAUGGACGACGCAGUGGAUGUGUCCGCUCCACUGACAUAUAAGAUUUACCAAUACAGCCUUCGAAAUGGAACUCUUGUCACAUCUUAUCUUGGAGAGUCAACUGAACCUCAUGCCAAAGCUUACCUUGGAAUAGGAGAUCCUAGCAAUAAUUACAACAGUAGCGUUACUAUUUAUAUCUACGAUAAAUACAACGGAGUGGUGGCGUAUACUCGACCAGUAACGGUCAAUAAUCCCCUUGCAACUCAUACAUUCCCAAAUGACUCGACUAUAGAUAAUUAUUACCAGAAAGUCAUGGAAGAUUUACAAAAAACCGGGAGUCCAGAACUUUUAAUGAUAUCAGUUGAACCUAUUAUUUCUGUACUUACGGACUUUACGAUUGUUGCGAAUGACUCGUACCCGGAUGUGGAAGUCAAUAAGGUUCCUAAGGAUUGGAACUCCGGCCUGAUUGACCUCCAAGAGGUUAAUGGAACACAGGUCAUGGCUACUUAUGACGCAAUGCUUGAAGAUAUUCUGCAACAAUCACAAAAUCGUUAUCAGGUGAAAGUACAAGAGACGUUGACUAACCUCACGCAGAUCAUGUUAGACCAGCUACAAAGAACAAAUUCCAGCACAUAUUCUUGGGUAGAAACAGCCUCAAUCUCGUUCGGCAAUGCCCUGAUGAAGAAAGAUUUCAUUUCAGAGGAAUCAGUGGUACAUGCUUCACAGGCCUUAAAACAACUUACUGGUGCCUUCUCAAAUCUGACUGCUCGCCAGUACCACGGCGAUGACUCCAUUUUUACCAGCAGCAGUUCCUCCAUGGAACAAGCUGCUUCUGGUAUAAUGCAACUGAUGGACUCUCUUGUGAUAAAUGCUGUCCCUAACGAUCUUGCCAACACCUCUGACACCGUCGUGGCAGCGACUGAUACUGCUUCGUCCCGACUCUACGUCAACUAUCUGUUUGCUCUGAAUGAAGAUGCGGCGUAUGAAUACACUGAAAACGGUACUUUGACUCCAGAAGAGAGAGUGGGUAUGUUCUACAUGAAAUCCAGGAUAUCGCAGAUUGAACUCGAAAAGAAACGAAGAACAAGUGAAGAGUCGGGCAGAGCAUUAAAUGAUGCAAUAGAAUCUUUAACAAAAUCGAUGAUGUCGGUUGAAUGCACUGGUUGUACUCGUACCUACAAGAAGGCAAAUAUGGAAGUAUACAUUCAAAAGGACACCGUCGGUAUUUUAGAGUCAACCAACAGAACAUCGGACAGUUUCAACCUGUCUUUCAGCUUUGGAGGUCUUCCAAAAGACACAUUUGUUCAAUUUUCUGCGACUGAGAUGAAAAACAAUAUAUAUUUGUACGACCACUCCAAAACAGCUGCUCUGAUUACAUCACCUGUUCAAAAGCUUUCUGCUUUUUCCCAAAAUAAUGAACAAGAUCUGUCAAUCUAUGUCGUCACUAUACAACAACCAGUGACAUCGGAUUUUAGUGACGUAAAGCUCACAGAGCCGUCUUUCAUAUCAGGAGAUGCCUCUGGGUUUUUCUACCAUACGUUCUUGUACAGAAACACAGGCGACUAUGCCUGCUUCCACAUUGUCCAGCAAUACCCAGUACUCAAUGCGAAAUAUGAUGUGUAUUUACGUGCUGAAGAUUUUCCCACCAUUUUUCAGUAUGAUGCCAAGGCGGAAGUGUCUAAGGAUAGGGACAACAUGGCGUGUAUUCCUCCGCAGAAAUUAACUUCUGUAGGAAUCAUGCAUAUGGGGCUAAAGCCCACACCCAUAUCACAUCAAACUGGCCGAAGGAAACGAGCUGCAGGUGAUGGAGGCUACAAUGGCACGGAUCCCAAGCUGAAUCCUUACCGUCUUAUGGUCGUAUCAGCCGGCUGUAAUACUUGGAAUGAAAAUACAGAAAAAUGGAGAUCAGAUUCAUGUCUGAUGGACUGGAAACCAACUCAGGGGGAAAUAUCAUGCGAUUGUACUGGCCAGAAUGGGCUCACCUUUGCAAAUUCUUUUUACGUCGCUCCAAACACCAUUGACUUUGCUACAGUAUUUCUGAAAUUUUCUCCCCAGGACCAGGCCGCUGUGUUGGCAACAUUCGUCCUUAUUUUAGUUCUUUACAUUGCGCUGAUGGUUUGGGGCCGUCACCAGGAUAAAAAAGAUAUUGUCAGGUGGGGCGUAACACCUUUGAUUGACAACUUUGUUGAUGAUACUUACUACUAUCUGAUUACUGUAUACACUGGAAUGAGACGGGGCGCGGGAACAAGGUCACGUGUUGGCUUCAUUGUGGCGGGAGAGGACGGCGAUACUGGUGUCAGAGAACUGUUUGACGGUGUUCGAACGGAAUUUAGGACGGCCAGUGUGAACCAUUUUCUAAUGGCUACCUCCCAGCCCCUGGGACCGUUGACAUACUUCUAUAUCUUCCAUGACAAUUCUGGUGAAGGAGAGUGGUCAUCGUGGUACCUCAAUCGUGUGGACGUAGAAGACCUACAAGAUAGGACCAGAUUUGUCUUCAUGUGUGGUCGUUGGCUAUCGCUGGACAACCUGGAAAGCAAUGUUGAAGCCGUUCUUCCUGUUUGUGGCCGAGAAAACGUAACAACAUUCAAGAAUAUGUUUUACAUUAACUAUAAGGAAAGUCUGGCCGAUAAUCAUCUCUGGAUCUCAAUUUAUUUCCGACCAACCAGUAGCCAUUUCACUCGAAUCCAAAGAAUCACGUGUUUGUUACUAUUUAUAAUGCUGACGAUGAUUGGUAACGCUGUAUACUUCAGGCCAGAGGACGAAUACGAAAAUCCAGAAACAGUAAAACUAGGCCCUCUGCAGUUUUCCUGGCAAACAGUAUUUAUUUCAAUAAUGAGUACAUUAAUCUCUACGCCAGCCGUUAUUCUGGUCGUCACCUUGUUCAAGAAGGCCAAACCACGAGUAACUGAUUACGAUGUCAAAGACUCAUCACUGAAAUAUUCUUUACCAGUCAUAAACAGUUUCAUGGACAAGGUCUUAAAGGAAAGUAAGGAACUUGAGCGAACAUUGGUGGCCAAAGGUGUCAUGAGCAAAGAUGGAACAAUAUUUCCGUUUUGGGUUACUUACAUUGCUUGGUUUUUGGCGCUUGCUGGAAGCUUCACUUCUGCAUUUUUUAUAAUGCUGUUCAGUAUGGAAUGGGGUAAAACAAAGACUGAAAUGUGGCUGGCUCAAUUUUUCCUCUCCUUUUUAGAAUCAGCAUGUAUUCUGGAUCCUCUAAAAGUUGUGUUAAUGGCGGCGGUAUUUGCUUUAAUAUUUCAACAAACUGAAAAAUUCCGACCAUCAGGUCUGACUCGAGAAAUUGUCUUGAAAAAUUACAGACAACGAUAUGGACAAGAACAGAGUAUACGUAUCCCUGCACCACCACUAAAUCAUUCCCUCUUAGAAAAGGCUAGAGAAGAGCGCAUGCGCGACAUUAAGAUGAUGGACUCAAUAAAACAAGUUUUCAUCACAUUGGUUUACAUAUGGAUUAUCUACAGCAUCAGUUUCAGCAAUCGUGAUACCGGAUCUUACUAUGUUCAGAAAGACAUAUCUAAUCGUCUUCUGACUCCGUCUGGAAAAGAUGUACAGAAGUUCGAAAAUGUAAAAACAACAGAACAAUACCUCGAUUGGCUUAAGCAGGUGGCGUUCCCUACCCUGUUUCCGGAGGAGGAGUACAAUGGAGAACGUCUUUACUGGAGACACAGGCAAUAUGCAUCCGGUCUAACGAAUUUCAGAGUGGGGCCUCCUAGACUCAGACAAGUGAGAGUUGUAGAAGAUGAGGAAAGUAUUCAUCCCUUCGGCAGUGUUAAAAUAUAUCCCUCAUACAGCAUUAUUAAUGAAGAGGCACGUAGUUUUUGUUUCGGAUGGUCGAAACCUCCCUGUGAUAUUGCAGCAGAGGCUUAUUCGUUUUCUUUCAAGGCCUGGAAAUACACAAAUCCAUUUGAUAUUUGGGGAGUCCCAGUUUUAGGUUAUUAUAAUUCUUACUCCGGUGGAGGGUACAUCGCAGAACUGGACGUGAAUCUUGACUUCACAAAUAGAACCAUGCAGGAAUUGACGCAAAACUUGUGGAUAGACAGGUCAACAAGAGCUGUGUUCUUUGAAUUCACUGUCUACAAUGCUGAUUUUAAUGUAUUCACUUACAGUAUGCUUGCAACAGAGUUUCCAGAAGUAGGAGGAGUAAUGACAAUGUCAACAAUAUAUCCAUUCCGACUUUAUCACCAUGUUGGACAAACAGGAUAUUACGUCAUUUUCUGCGAAGUUUGUUUUGUGUUAUUUUUGGUGGCUCAGAUUAUAAGAGUCAUAUAUUAUCUUUACAAACUUCGUUUACAAUUCUUCAAAAGUACAUGGCUCGUGUUAGACCUCGUUGGUAUAUUCUUAAGCUUCGUUGCAAUCGCUAUGUACGUGGGCAGAAUGCUUCUAGCAAACGAAACUUUUGCCAAGUUCAAAGCAGACCCAAAAGCUUUUGUCAAUUUUCAACAUAUUGCUUACUGGGAUUCACUUUUUAUUGUCCUCAUUGGGUUGUUAGUAUUUCUAGGAACAACAAGGCUUCUUGGAAUUCUGGGAUAUGACAAAAGAAUCGGACAGGUGUUCCGUGUGUUCGAUAACUGUGCUUGGGAUUUAUUGUGGUUUGGGGUCUUUUUCCUUUGCCUCUUCGUUUUUUAUGCCAUACUAGGCUACCUUUUGUUUGGACGAGACUUGGAGUCGUACUAUGACAUUUUCCAGUCACUCGGAACACUCUUCAUUAGUAUGAUCGGUAAAAGUAAAUUCAACGAAAUUAAUGAGGCCGAUCCUUUAAUGGCACAGUUCUACUUCUUUACCUAUGUUCUCUUUAUCGUGUAUUUCCUGCUGACCAUGUUCCUGGCCAUUCUGUGUGAGAGCAUUAAUGUAGUGCAUCAGAAAACCAAGCUGGACCGUUCGGAUGAACUAGUCAUGUACCUCGUCGAUAAAGUUCGAGAUUUCUUCUCGAGAAACAAAUAUGGCAAGAAAUCACAAAAAGAUUUCACCUCUAUCAUGGCGGAGCACCAAAAACCUUUGAAUUUGUUAAAGGAACUGCGGAAGGAUAUCGAUAGCGCCAUGUCUGCCUACUCCGAAAAGGAAGACAAGGACAAGCAGGAUAGAAUGAAAAAACGGGGCAAAGAGUUUUUGAAGAAAUUGGAGCAAGCAAACUAAAACAACGAGAAUACAAUGUUAAUUUGGCCAUCGGGUUUCAGAAUUAUCUAGAACAACACAAAAAUAUGAUGAAAAUCUUUAAGAAUAUGUUGAUUGACUCUUCUUGAUGUGGACAAUGUUAUGUCUAACUUUUGUUCAAAGUUGUUUGGAAUAUCUGUGAUAAUUCACUUUUGAUAUAUAUACUAAAAGUCUUCUUAAAAUCAAUUUUGUAACAUUAUAUAGUGUCACUCUUAGAAACUUAAGUGUCCUGCCUCUGUAUCCCUACCAUUUUUUACAAAAAAAAAAUUGCAAUGCAAUUAUGUUCAUGUACCUGUAUAUCUUAAAAUAAUUCUUUUACUUUUCUGGAUACAAAAAUUGAAUGCUAGUGUCAUUUUCAAACCGUGUGUGAAGAGUUGUAUUCUGAUUGACCACAAUAUCUAAAAAAAACAUCGAAACUUAUACUAGCAUUUAUUUUGUUUUAAAUCCUUAAAAAAGAUACUUUUCAUACGACAAAUGGCAUACUAAUAUAUAAAGUCGAGCCACGCUUAAUGACAAUUAAUCAUUUCUUAUGUAGAGUUUAUUUUUUAAUGAAGUUAAUCCCUUUUUCUAUCAACAGUUUUGUUGUCAAAAACCCUAUUUGAAGAAAAGAAAACACGCUUUCUGUAACAUCAUGAAUGAUUUAAAUAAUGUAUUGCUAAAGGGGCAUUGUUUAAGACCUAAAUUUAUUCGAAAUCAUAUAUACACUCGAAAUAAUGUGCGGGAACAAAAAUUGAUGGAAAACCCGCAAAUUUUAAACUCUCAAUCUCCUUUAAUGCUAAUACUGCUGAAAUUUCUCAGAUAUUUGUAAAACUGGAAAUAAUUGAAUGUAGAAAACAGACAUCUGUGUAAAAAAAGCAUUCUUCAGAGUAAAACGUUUAAGAAGGUAUGCAACAAUUGUUAAUAAUGAUGUGAUCAUGCGUUGUUGAACAUUUACAUAUAAGAAUAUUUUUGUAUUUGUUAUCUUUGUCCGUCCAUAUAUAAACAUUUCAUUAAUUAGUAAACAAGCAUGUGUGUUUAAUAAACAACAAUUAGAUACUG